Messenger RNA from Rotaria sordida, 1614 nucleotides. NCBI's taxonomy places the organism in Eukaryota, Metazoa, Rotifera, Eurotatoria, Philodinida, Philodinidae. The record is from the annotation of a GenBank genome assembly.
AUGCAUCAACUACGAGAGAGUAUCGACUUAGUGCUUAGGUGUACACUGGUUAGUUCAACAAUAAUCAUAAUUUGGAAAAGUCUUAUGUUGUUAACUAACUGUGCAAAUCCUAUUAUCAUCUCGUUAAGUGUUGCUGUGGGACCGGCUUUUAAUAGUCGUGGUAAUUUUCUUCUGCUGACUAACUAUAGUACAGAAUUCGUUCGUGCUGGUGAUAUUGUUGUAUUUCGAAUUGAAGGUUUUGACAUUCCAACUGUUCAUCGAGUGAUUAAAGUACAUGGAAAAAACGAUGGUUAUGUAAAAUUUUUGACCAAAGGUGAUACCAAUCAAGUAGAUGAUCGUGGCCUUUAUUCGCCAGGGCAAUUGUGGCUUGAAAGAAAGGAUAUUAUCGGUAAAGUGAAAGGAUAUAUGCCAUAUAUUGGCAGCAUAUUCAUUUUAAUGCGUGAUUUUCCUCUACUAAACUAUUUCAUCUGGGUAAUGAUAGGCAUUUCCGUAUGGAUAGAUUUUCGUCCUGGUCAAUCAGCUUAUAAUAUAGUUGAAAGUCGUAUGGCUCCAUUAUCUCAUGAUUUAGCUGGUCUUAUAUUACCACAUGAGCAUUUUGGUUCACAUUUAAAUGAUUCAGGUGUAACAAUAAAUAUGGAUUUAGAAAAAUUAAAUUUUCGUAAAGCUGGACAAAUGUUAGCUGAAAGAUGGAAUAAAUCUAUUAUUGAUGGAUUUCCAUGUGUUGCUGAAUAUAUUAAUCCACCAAUAACAUCAGAAGAUGAACGUAGACAAGUUGAUAUUAAAACUGUUAUGAAUGAACUUUUACGAAGAGUUUGUGCUGAAGAAGAAGCAGAAGAAGGACAUGAAUUUCGUAUUCAUGCAUCGGAUGAAUAUUAUCAAGAAAAUGCUCGUAUACGAAAAGAAAACUUCAGUGAACAACCAAAAUAUGAUAUUGAUGAAUAUUGGUGUGCUAUACAUGUUUUACAAACACAAUAUACUUUACAAAUUAUUCGUUGUAAUUCAAUUGAAUGUUGUGGUCAAUGGCGUUCAAAUUAUGUUCGAGUAUUUCCUCAUCGAUUUUUACCAUCACCUGUACCAUUUGAACGUACAGCAUAUGGAAUUAGAAUGGCAGACAAAGAUUAUCAAAAAGGACAAUUUUAUGGAUCAUUAUUUCAACGAAUUCAAUUUCAUGGUAUUGUUAUUGAACAUACACAGAAUGAAAUGUUACCAUUUGAUUAUUGUUGUUCAUCAGUAAAAAAAGAACUAAAAAAACGUAUAUGUAAAGUAUGUAAUCAAUAUAUUCCAUCGGCAUAUCGUAUGAAAAGUCAUUAUAAAAUUCAUGCACAACAUCAGGAAGAUUUUGAUCAUAAUGAAGAUGAUACAUUACCAGCAACAACUGAUACACUAAUAGAUUCAAAUGAAAGUCAAUCUACAACAACAACAACAACAACAACAACAGCAGCACCUACACUUAAAACAGAAAUGUUAGAUUGGCUUCGAUCAGAUUUCGAUGACUGUAAUUUGGGUUCAGCAGCGAUUCAACUUGCAAGUUUUCGUGUUACAUGUUCGUUGGAAAGAUUACGUAUGGAAGAAAACAAUGAAUAUGACAAUAAAAUUUGUGUACAUGUAGAAUAA